This is a messenger RNA of Megalobrama amblycephala (Wuchang bream), 3112 nucleotides long. It is a transcript of the gene prkcda, whose product is annotated as protein kinase C, delta a. The record is from RefSeq and is a predicted model, not a curated record. Bases 268 to 2325 code for a protein of 685 amino acids. Gene Ontology annotation, molecular function: diacylglycerol-dependent serine/threonine kinase activity; ATP binding. Gene Ontology annotation, biological process: protein phosphorylation. The transcript has 18 exons. Lineage: Eukaryota; Metazoa; Chordata; Actinopteri; Cypriniformes; Xenocyprididae.
UGGCCGUACUGUUACAGACUCUAGAAGCGCACCUGUGCUCUCUGUUCAGUGCAGUGGCUUAUACAGGCAUCUGAGAGCGCGCGCGUGAGACAGAAGAGGGAUCGCGCGCAGAAAGAGAGCACCUGUGCGACGUCACUCCGCCCUACUUUUACUCAGAACUCCACGAGCGAUUUGUACUUCCUCAAACGACUCAAUCACCGAAGAAAGCAGGCGCUUCAGAGAAAAGUCCGUUUCUUCCGGAGGAAAGGCUGUGCCUGAGGGGUUGCCAUGGCCCCUUUCCUGAGAAUUACUUUUAAUGCCUAUGAUCUUGGCACAUUCUCGCCAAUGACUGAGGCACCAUUCUGUGCCGUCAAAAUGAAGGAAGCUCUCAGCACUGAGCGAGGAAAAACACUGAUCCAGAAGAAGCCCACCAUGUAUCCCGCUUGGCGAUCCAGUUUUGAUGCACAUAUUUAUGAGGGACGUGUCAUACAAAUACUACUCAUGAGAACCGCAGAGGAACCUUUAGCAGAAGUUACUGUGGGUGUGUCCGUUUUGGCUGAAAGAUGCAAGAAGGCAAACGGACGUGCUGAAUUUUGGGUUGAUUUGCAGCCUUCAGGGAAAGUUAUGAUGUCUGUACAGUUCUUUUUGGAGGAUUUAGAUGCAGAGUUUCAUCAUUCAGUAGUAACAGAAGAGGAGGCACCGACUCUCAAUCGUCGUCGUGGAGCUAUUAAACAGGCUAAGAUUCACUUCAUCAAAAACCAUGAGUUCAUCGCCACCUUCUUCAGACAGCCCACUUUCUGCUCUGUCUGCAGAGAUUUUGUUUGGGGUCUCAACAAGCAAGGUUACAAGUGUAGACAAUGCAAUGCAGCCAUCCACAAGAAGUGUAUUGAUAAAAUUAUUGGAAGGUGCACGGGCACUGCAACCAAUAGUCGAGACACCAUGUUUCAGAAGGAGCGUUUUAAGAUUGACAUGCCACAUCGCUUUAAGACCUACAACUACAUGAGUCCCACCUUUUGUGACCAUUGCGGCAGUCUGCUGUGGGGUCUUGUCAAACAAGGCCUCAAAUGCGAGGACUGUUCCAUGAAUGUCCAUCACAAGUGCCAGACUAAAGUGGCCAAUUUGUGUGGCAUCAACCAGAAACUACUGGCAGAGGCUCUUACUCAAGUCUCAAGUAAAUCCACCAAGCGACCUGAGAGCAACUCGCAGAGCAACACGCAGGAUGUUGCUGUUUACCAGGAUUUUAACAAAAGUCCAGGAACUGAUGUUAAUGAUGGGGCUCCUUAUGGUCGUCUAUGGGAGGGUUUGAGUCCUCGCCCCCCCUCUCGAAUCACCCACCAAACACGUGUCACUGCUGAGCAUUUCAUUUUCCAUAAAGUCCUGGGCAAGGGAAGCUUUGGCAAGGUGCUUUUGGCCGAGCUCAAGGGCGCUGGUGAAUGGUUUGCGGUGAAGGCACUGAAGAAAGAUGUUGUGUUGAUGGAUGAUGAUGUGGAGUGCACCAUGGUAGAAAAACGAGUGCUGGCUCUAGCCUGGGACAAUCCGUUUCUUACACACCUCUACUCCACUUUUCAGACCAAGGAGCAUUUAUUCUUUGUGAUGGAGUAUCUGAAUGGAGGAGAUCUGAUGUUUCACAUACAGGAAAAGGGGCGUUUUGAUCUGUACAGAGCCACGUUCUAUGCAGCUGAAAUAGUGUGUGGCCUGCAGUUUCUCCAUUCCAAAGGCAUUAUUUACAGGGAUCUCAAGCUGGAUAAUGUGAUGUUAGAUGGAGACGGUCACAUAAAAAUAGCUGACUUUGGAAUGUGUAAGGAGAACGUGUUUGGGGACAAUCGGGCCACAACCUUCUGUGGAACUCCAGAUUAUAUCGCUCCUGAGAUUCUCCUGGGUCAGCAGUACUCAUUCUCAGUAGACUGGUGGUCGUUUGGCGUGCUCAUUUACGAGAUGUUGAUUGGUCAAUCUCCAUUCCAUGGUGACGACGAGGACGAGCUGUUUGAAUCGAUCCGAAUGGACACACCUCAUUAUCCCCGCUGGAUCACAGUGGAUACUAGAGACAUGCUAGAAAGGCUGUUUGAGCGCAACCCUUCACAGCGUUUAGGGAUUGUGGGUAAUAUUCGAGGCCACCAAUUUUUCAAGACUGUCAACUGGCCUGCUCUAGAAAGGAAAGAAGUUGACCCUCCCUUUAAACCAAAAGUGAAAGCUCCAAAUGACUGCAGUAACUUCGACCGGGAGUUUUUGAGUGAGAAACCCCGUCUCUCACACUGCGAGAAAGGCCUGAUCGAUUCCAUGGACCAGAGCGCUUUCGCUGGCUUCUCAUUCAUUAAUCCAAGAAUGGAGCAUCUUUUACAAAAGUGACAUAUUUAUAAUGUGGUCAAAAAGAAAAAAAACUGUUCUGUUCAUUUGAUCAUAGUAUUGAGCUAGUUUAUUGCUCUAACCAAACCAACCAUGAGCGCUCUCCCAAAUCUGAACUCUUACCUUAUAAGACAAGACAGGCUGUCAGUGAGCUUCUAAUGAAGCCCUUUAUAACCUAAUAUACAUUUCAAACCUCCUCAUAGUGCAUCAGUGAGAUUGCAGUCUUGUUGCAUUUUAGGGUGCCCCAAUCUCAAUGCAAUUUUUAACUUGUCCUUGCAAAGUUAGGAUGUCUAAAAAUAACUGGGUUAGUACAAAGUUGACAGUUGAAGUCGGGGAGUGUGCUGUUAGUUCAGUUUGGGAAAAGAGCAAUUUAAAGAAGUGUACAAAAACAAAAUAGGUCAGAGAUUAUAGACAAGUAUUGUUUAAAUCAAUGUGUGCAUGCUACAGUCAUGGAUUAUGUUGUACAUUUCUGCAGUGAUCUAUGUCUGUUCCAAGUGUGUGUGUAUUGUUUGCACAAAGGAUUGACCAGAACUUGUUGAAUGUGUGCUUUGUAAGUGUUAAAUGCAUAUAUUGUGUUUUAAUUAGAAAAUGUGUAUAUCUGGUACAGAAACAUAGCUAUCUUAGCUCUGAGAGUGUCAUCUGUUUGUGUAUUUUAGUGUGUAUAUUGUUGCAUUUAAGGUGUUUUUAUAAGAUGCACUUAUUAAGAGACCACAUGAUCAAAUUCCGUACAUGACUCUGUUUUAGGAUGAGAAACUGAACAGGGUCCAAUAAACAUUUGUUGGUGAAUAAA